Aplosporella prunicola CBS 121167 is the source of this 2412-nucleotide messenger RNA. RefSeq lists its product as uncharacterized. The coding region runs from base 1 to 2412 and encodes 803 amino acids. The record is from RefSeq and is a predicted model, not a curated record. The transcript has 2 exons. Lineage: Eukaryota; Fungi; Ascomycota; Dothideomycetes; Botryosphaeriales; Aplosporellaceae. Gene Ontology annotation, molecular function: metalloendopeptidase activity. Gene Ontology annotation, biological process: proteolysis.
AUGCGCCUUCUGCGAGCCGCCGCGCUCGCCGCCCAGCUCGUCUCCACAGUCGUCGCAAGCUCGGUAGCACGUAACCCGCUCGCACGCCUCGAGGUCGCCCAGCACCCCGAGAUCCACACCUACAACCACCGCGUCACCGCCCUCUCCACCUUCGACCUCGAAUUUUCCCUCCGCGACGGCGACCGUCUACGCCUUGCCCUCGAGCCCAACCAUGACAUUCUCGCUGAAGGUGCCACCGUCGAGUACCUCGGCCCCGACGGCCAGGUCACCCACCGCGAGGAAAUCGACCGCCUCGCCCACAAGGUAUACAAGGGCCGGACUUGGGCAAAGAAGGCCGGCACCGACAAGUGGCACGACAAGGGAUGGGCUCGCAUCACGGUGCGCCGCGAUGGCGUGAAACCGCUGUUCGAGGGCGUCUUGAGCGUCGACUUUGACCACCACCACAUCCAGAUGGCCUCCAACUACAUGGCAACCAAGCACAGCCUCGACCCGGAGCUGGAGCAGACCGACGACGAAUACAUGGUCCUUUGGCGCGACUCGGAUAUCAAGGAGGACGGUUGGGAUUUGGGUCACACAGAGCUGAAGCGCGAUCUGGGGGCCAACUUUGCCUGUCGCUCCGACUUGCUUGACUUUAAUAUGCAGCCGGAGCAUCCUGUCUACGGCGCCAUGAUGAAGCGAGAUGACGGUUUCUGGGGCGCUCCUAUUGGCUCUUUCUUCUCCAAGAGGCAGCUUGACAACCAGGGUUCCGGCAACGCUGGUGGCGUCAACCUCGUACAGACCAUUGGCGACACCUCCGGUUGUCCGACAGCUAGAAAGGUUGCCCUUGUCGGCGUGGCUACCGAUUGCACCUACACGGCAUCGUUUAAUUCGACCGAAUCCGCGCGACAAAAUGUUAUUAAUGUUAUGAACUCGGCGUCAGACGUCUACGAGUCGACCUUUAACAUCACUUUGGGCUUACGAAACCUGACCGUGAGCGACCCCUCAUGUCCCGGGACGCAACAAGCUGCCACUCCCUGGAACCAGGACUGUUCGGACAGCAUCACUAUCCAGGACCGGCUCAACCAGUUCUCCGAAUGGCGGGGCACGAAGCAGGACACCAACUCCCACUGGACCCUGCUCACCACUUGCAACACGGGCUCGGCCGUCGGACUCGCCUGGCUCGGACAGGCCUGCGUGCAGGGCGCGCAGUCCUCCAACUCGACUAGCGGCGAGACCGAGACCGUCGCUGCCGCCAAUGUUGUUGCCAGGACCAACACAGAAUGGCAAGUCAUCGCCCACGAGACAGGCCACACCUUUGGCGCUGUACAUGAUUGCACCAGUCAAACCUGCUCCGACGGCACCAGCGUCAACGCGCAGCAAUGCUGCCCCCUCAGCUCGAGCACCUGCGACGCUGGCCAGCGCUUCAUCAUGAACCCCUCGACCGCCAGCGGCAUCACCAAGUUUUCGGCCUGCUCAAUUGGCAACAUUUGCGGUGCCAUGGGCCGCAGCAGCGUCAAGACGUCCUGUCUAUCCAACAACAGGGGUGUCACCACCAUCUCCGGCCAGCAAUGCGGCAACGGCAUCGUCGAGGAGGGCGAGGACUGCGACUGCGGCGGCACCGAGAACUGCGGCAACAACCCGUGUUGCGACCCGAAGACAUGCAAGUUCAAGUCCGGAGCCGUUUGUGAUGAUAGCAACGAAGACUGCUGCCACGACUGCCAGUUCGCGAGCAACGCGACCGUGUGCCGCGCGUCGGGCGGCGUGUGCGACCCAGAGGAACGUUGCACAGGUGACUCGCCUUACUGCCCAUCGGACGAAAAGGCCGAUGACGGCAAGAAGUGUGGCGACGGACUGAAGUGCGCAAGCGGACAGUGCACGAGCCGCGACCUGCAGUGCAAGACGGUCAUGGGUACGACGUACAGCAACGGCCACAACGACACGUACGCCUGCGACGACAAGAGCUGCAUCAUCAGCUGCAAGAGCCCGGAAUUCCCUAUGGGCAUGUGCUACUCGCUGCAACAGAAUUUCUUGGACGGCACGUCUUGCGGCGGCGGCGGACACUGCCAGAACGGCCAAUGCAAGGGCUCAGACCUAGGCAAAGAAAUCGGCUCCUGGGUCGACAACCACAAGGGCGUGGUAAUCGGCGUGUGCGUUGCCAUCGGCUGCAUCCUGCUCUUCAGCAUCUGCGGGUGCAUAACGCGGGCGUGCCGGCGAAGACGCCUACGCAAGUUCGCACGCCCCGCGCCGCCUGUCGCCGCGGCUUGGCCGGGUCAGCGUCCGGGUCGCAGGCAUCGCGGUCGCAACGAUAUGGUGCAGAUGACGCCUCAGCAGCCUGGCCCCGGCCAGUAUCCUCCGCCGCCCCCGCAUGGCAAUCCGUGGUAUCCGCCUCCGCCCCCACCGCAGUACGGGCCCCCGGUCGCAAGGUAUGCAUAG